Messenger RNA from Mercurialis annua (annual mercury), 1152 nucleotides. Its product is annotated as inactive chitinase-like protein 1. Gene Ontology annotation, biological process: cell wall macromolecule catabolic process; carbohydrate metabolic process; chitin catabolic process. NCBI's taxonomy places the organism in Eukaryota, Viridiplantae, Streptophyta, Magnoliopsida, Malpighiales, Euphorbiaceae. The coding region runs from base 129 to 998 and encodes 289 amino acids. The transcript is spliced from 3 exons. The record is from RefSeq and is a predicted model, not a curated record. Gene Ontology annotation, molecular function: chitin binding; chitinase activity.
UCAAAAGCAGCCACUGUAAAUGAAAAAGUCUAGCAAUAAUUAACUCCUAAACGAUAAAUAAACAAUCCAAGAAGUCUCUUUAUAAAGCGAUAUCUAGCUUCUAAAUUCUCCAAAAAAUCAGAAGAAAAAUGAAUAUUUGGACAUUUAUUAUUUGGUCUCUUUUCUUCGGAGCAGUCAUAGGUGAGCAAUGCGGAAGACAAGCUGGGAACGCCCUUUGUCCUGGGGGUUUAUGUUGCAGUCAAUCUGGUUGGUGUGGUAACACCGGUCAAUACUGUGGUGCCGGCUGCCAAAGCCAGUGUCGGGGUGGCGGAGUUGGAGGAGGUGGUGGUGGUGGUGGUGGUGUUGAAGACCUCGGUAGUGUCAUCUCACGGUCCACAUUUUAUCAACUGUUUAAGCAUCGAAAUGACGGUGCUUGCCCGGCGAAGGGAUUCUACAGUUACGAAGCUUUUAUCUCUGCGGCCAGGUCUUUCCCUGGUUUUGGAACAACCGGGGAUGCUGCCUCACGCAAAAUGGAGAUUGCUGCUUUCUUCGGCCAGGCGUCUCAUGAAACUAUCGGAGGGUGGUCCAGUGCUGCUGACGGUCCAUACACUUGGGGAUACUGCUUCAACAGAGAGCAAACAACAUAUUGCUCCCCCAGUUCCACUUAUCCAUGCGCUCCUAACAUGAAAUAUUACGGUAGAGGUCCGAUGCAACUUACAUGGAACUACAAUUAUGGGCAGUGUGGAAGAGCCAUAGGAGUAGAUCUGCUGAACAAUCCGGCCCUUGAUGCUACUGAUGUUGUCAAUUCCUUUAAAGCAGCAAUACGGUUCUGGAUGACUCCGCAAUCACCAAAGCCGUCAUGUCAUGACAUUAUUACUGGUCGUUGGGCAACGUACGGAGCCGAUUGUUCCGGUGGGCAACUUACAGGUUCUGGGGUGCUCACAAACAUCAUCGAUGGUGCCCUUGAAUGUGGUCAGAGAUGGGACACAAGGGUUGGUGAUCACAUCGAGUUCUAUUAGAAAUAUUAUGCCCUAUUUGGAGUUGGUUAUGGUGGCAAUCUUGACUGCUAUAGUAAAAAAUCAUUUAGGGAUGGAAUUCUGGAAUUGGUUGAUUUCAUGUAAUUUUACACUCUUGAACUUAUGAAUUAAAGAGAAGAUGGUAUAAGAAAAUAAU